UCCAUCCAACCAUUCAUUCAUUCAUUCCUUUCCUAUCAUCCACUCAUUACAUCUCAGCCACUCAUUCAGCAACUUUCCAACUCUUUCACUCUUUUCAAACAUUCAGAACCACAAGUUCCAAAUCCAUUUACAUUACCAGUCAAGAUGCUCUUCUCCAACAUCCUCACCUUUGCCCUUGGCCUCUCUGUCUCCACAGUCUCUGCACUGCCAGCUCAUGCUGAUGGGCAAGUUGCCUCCUUGGAGACUCGCAAUUUGGAGGCUCGUGCUCUUUCCACCGCACUCAAGAACUUGAUCUUCCAAGACGCCUUCAAGGCCAUCAGUAGAUAUGGUCCUCCUCCCACGCUGACUAUGAUGCACUCAGGCAUUGGCCCAAAGCAAGCCUUCCAGGUCGCUAAAGGGAAGGGAUUGGGCAUAGUCGAGUCCGCAGUUUUCAAAGCGGUAGCGGCAGACAAGGCAUCAUCGAAACCGCAGUACAAAGAGACUUUGCAAAAGUUCUGUGUCACCAAGGCCCAGUUUACAGCCGGGGAGUCAGGAUGCGCACACACAGAGGGAGUGGCGAAUUGGGUAGAUGCAUGGGCUGAGAUCUCCAGGGCGUGGGCUAGUUACGCACAAAAAUCGACGGUUCUGGCCACGACUCAACAAGGUCCAAGGCGCGAAAGCUUUUAUGCUACUAUUGAGAAGCCUACUCUGCAAGGAAGGGGAAUUCCGAUCACAGAGGAGAAGAAAUACCCCGCCGGUUCCUAAGAAACACCCACGGAUGUUCAACAAUUGUUCCAUUUGCUCGCCCAGAUUGUAAAUAUUUUGGCCCAGGUUAUUUGUAACACAACAGGAGUACUGUUAAGCCAUUUUAGAGGCGUGGGAGCCAUGGUCGGGGGGUACUUUUUCUCUGGGCGUUUAUCUAGCUAUUGAUUUCACGAUCGAGAGCGUGUAUCGG
This is a messenger RNA of Aaosphaeria arxii CBS 175.79, 934 nucleotides long. RefSeq lists its product as uncharacterized. NCBI's taxonomy places the organism in Eukaryota, Fungi, Ascomycota, Dothideomycetes, Pleosporales. The transcript has a single exon. The record is from RefSeq and is a predicted model, not a curated record. The annotation marks the transcript as partial.